AUGUGGAAGGCUACUGCAGGUCACACCAUUUCUGUCAGUCAGGAUGAUGGAGCUGAUGACUGGGAGACAGAUCCUGAUUUUGUGAAUGAUGUGAGUGAGAAAGAACAGCGCUGGGGGGCCAAAACUGUGAAAGGAUCCGGCCAUCAAGAGCACAUCAAUAUUCAUCAGCUGAGAGAGAAUGUCUUCCAAGAACACCAGAACCUCAAAGAGAAGGAGCUUGAAACGGGACCAAAAGCCUCCCAUGGCUAUGGAGGGAAAUUUGGUGUGGAACAAGAUCGCAUGGAUAAAUCAGCUGUUGGACAUGAAUAUCAGUCCAAACUUUCUAAACAUUGCUCCCAAGUGGAUUCAGUGAAAGGGUUUGGAGGAAAGUUUGGAGUACAAACAGAUAGAGUUGACCAGUCAGCUGUUGGGUUUGAAUAUCAGGGGAAAACGGAGAAGCAUGCCUCUCAAAAAGACUACUCAAGUGGUUUUGGUGGAAAAUAUGGAGUACAGGCUGACAGGGUGGACAAGAGUGCAGUGGGAUUUGAUUACCAGGGUAAAACUGAGAAACAUGAGUCACAGAAGGAUUAUUCCAAGGGCUUUGGUGGGAAAUAUGGUGUUGACAAGGACAAAGUGGACAAAAGUGCUGUCGGCUUUGAAUAUCAAGGCAAAACGGAAAAACAUGAAUCACAGAAAGAUUAUGUGAAAGGAUUUGGAGGCAAGUUCGGUGUGCAAACAGACAGACAAGAUAAAUGUGCGCUCGGCUGGGAUCACCAGGAGAAAGUGCAGCUACAUGAAUCCCAGAAAGACUAUAAGAGUGGUUUCGGAGGGAAAUUUGGUGUACAGAGAGAAAGGCAGGACCAAUCUGCUGUGGGGUUUGAAUACAAGGAGAAACUAGCCAAGCAUGAAUCUCAACAAGAUUACUCAAAAGGAUUUGGUGGGAAGUAUGGUGUACAGAAAGAUCGGAUGGAUAAGAAUGCAGCAACUUUUGAAGAUAUUGAGAAACCAACACCAGCUUACCAGAAGACCAAGCCAAUAGAAGCCGUGACUAAUAAAACAAGCAGCAUCCGAGCUAACUUUGAAAACCUAGCCAAGGAAAAGGAGCAGGAAGACCGAAGGAAGGCAGAAGCUGAAAGAGCACAAAGAAUGGCUAGGGAGAGACAAGAACAGGAGGAGGCUCGAAGGAAACUAGAGGAACAAGCUAAAGCCAAAAAACAAACUCCACCACCAUCUCCUACGACACAGCCAGCUGAACAGAAGGCACCCUCAAGCCCGGUCUAUGAGGAUGCAGCUUCCUGUGAAGCAGAGUCUACCUACAAGAAUUCCAGUGCAACGUACUCAGCUGCGCAUGAGCCAGAAUCUGGCUACAAAGCUGCAGAAUCAGACUACCAAGAGGCAGUGAGUCAGCGAGAGCCGGAAUAUGAGCCAGAGACAGUCUAUGAAGUGGCAGGGGCAGGAGACCAUUAUCAAGCAGAAGAAAAUGCUUAUGAUGAGUAUGAAAAUGAACUUGGAAUUACAGCCAUAGCCCUUUAUGAUUAUCAGGCUGCCGGUGAUGACGAGAUUUCCUUUGAUCCAGAUGACAUCAUCACAAACAUAGAAAUGAUUGAUGAUGGCUGGUGGAGGGGUGUCUGCAAAGGCCGAUACGGGUUGUUCCCAGCGAAUUAUGUGGAGCUGAGACAGUAGAGAUGAUUAUCUACUGGAUAUGCCUUAAUUCCCCAGUCAAUAAAUCUGACUUAAUACACUACAAAUCAUGAUGCUUUUCUGAGGAUGGAGGGAUAGUGCGUGAAAAGGAGAAGAGAAUGCUUGGAAGUUGCAGCUAAUGGCAGUUAAUCAAGUACUGGCCAAUAUUUAGGGAAUAAUAAUGUUACGAAGGAAACGGUCUGGUUACUUUUUCCUUCUCUUUUAAAGUGAGGUUUCUUGGCUCUUGCAUGGAUUUUCCUGAUCUUGCUCCUCCUCUUCAUGUUAUCCGGAGGAGGGCUGCAGACACUCAAGCACUGAUUGUCCCUAAUCUCUUCUCUGUCUGUCUGUCUGUUUUAUCCUCCCCUCUCCUCUAUCCCAGGGAAGCUUUAAAAAGUUGCUAUACAAGCGCUGAGUCACCCAGAGAGAUUCCUACUUGUUCAAAGGGAAACUGACAUCCAAACCUGUGCGACUACCUACAGAAAUAGUCUCAUGGCUUUAAAAUGGGAAAAAAGGCAGCAUGGAAUUGCCAUUGCAUUCUGUGUACAGUACAUCUUUUGUUCAUACAAUGAAACAGGCAGGCCUGCUGUGCAGUAGUAACAUUUUAUAUAACCAUAUUUAAGUCAAGGAACAUUAUACAAAUAGUUUGAUUUAAAACAAUUAUAGAUAAUCUUCAUUAUUAAGCCACACCGAGAUACUAUACUUUUUUGUACGUUCAGCAGAAACUGCUGGUAACGUUCUACUAAACAAUGGAAUUAGUUCUGUUCUUUGCCAAAAUUAAAACUGAAAUUCUUGUCAUUCUAAAAAGCUGACUUCACUGCAGAUUUAGGGUCCCUACCAAAGAUAGUAAGUUGCAUCUAAUAGUGCACAUGUUAAAUGUAUGUACUGUCUGUUUCCACCUUCUGAUCAAAACGGGAAUGGCAGAAUUGGUAUAGUAGCUAAGAAAGAAUGCAAAGACUUUUAUAGACUGUAAAUUUGGACCAAUAGAAUAUAGAAGAACUUGUAUAAAAUGGUAAAAUGUAUACUGUGUCUAGGAAGAAGGCAUCAUGUUGAAACCAAUUCUUGGAUGGUUGGGACAAUCCUUAAUGAAUGUCAUAUGUAUGUCAUGAUUAUAUAUAUAUUUUUUCUUUCCCAUGGUCUCAUUUCUGUGUUGUAUUUGCAUUACUAGGGUUGGGUUUUAUAUGCAGUUUAUUUUAUCUGAUUUUGCAUAGACACCUCAUAGGGGAUAUGGUUUUUGUAAAUUAAAUAUCAAUAAACUUUUUGAACCAUUUGCAUGGGA
Struthio camelus australis is the source of this 2935-nucleotide messenger RNA. NCBI's taxonomy places the organism in Eukaryota, Metazoa, Chordata, Aves, Struthioniformes, Struthionidae. The record is from RefSeq and is a predicted model, not a curated record.